Molecule: messenger RNA, 7037 nt
Organism: Ochotona princeps (American pika)
Lineage: Eukaryota; Metazoa; Chordata; Mammalia; Lagomorpha; Ochotonidae
Gene: ACAP2
Product: ArfGAP with coiled-coil, ankyrin repeat and PH domains 2
Exons: 23
Coding region: 317-2641 (774 amino acids)
Cellular component (GO): endosome membrane; cytoplasm
Molecular function (GO): protein binding; GTPase activator activity
Source: RefSeq, a predicted model, not a curated record
GCUGCCGGAAGCCCCUCCCACUGGCUGCCGGGUUCGUGGCUGGCUGGCCGCGGCUGUCACUCCGGGGCCGUUUCCCUGAGGCCAGCGCUCUCUGCUGGGGCCGGGCGGGAGGAAGAGGGGCCGGACUGGGGCCUGAGGAGCCGUCGCUGUCUUCGCGGCUGCUAUGACCAGCGGCCGAGGCGCCCUCCGCAGUCCCGCGCAGCGCUCGUAGCGGCCGUGCGCCCGCCGAAGCCGUCCGAGUCCCCAGUGCGGCCGCUCCCGCGGCUCCUCGGCUUCUUCCAGCGCCGCGCUCGAGGCUAGGCGAAGCGGAGGCAGGAUGAAGAUGACGGUGGAUUUCGAGGAGUGUCUCAAGGACUCACCCCGCUUCAGGGCUGCUUUGGAAGAAGUAGAAGGAGAUGUGGCUGAAUUGGAACUAAAACUUGAUAAGCUUGUGAAGCUCUGUAUUGCCAUGAUUGAUACUGGAAAAGCCUUUUGUGUGGCAAAUAAGCAAUUCAUGAACGGGAUCCGAGACCUGGCCCAGUAUUCUAGUAAUGAUGCUGUAGUUGAAACAAGUUUGACUAAGUUUUCUGACAGUCUUCAAGAAAUGAUAAAUUUUCACACAAUUCUGUUUGACCAAACUCAGAGAUCAAUUAAAGCACAGCUUCAGAACUUUGUUAAAGAAGAUCUUAGAAAAUUCAAAGAUGCCAAGAAGCAAUUUGAAAAAGUCAGUGAAGAAAAAGAAAAUGCGUUGGUAAAAAAUGCCCAGGUACAAAGAAACAAACAGCAUGAAGUUGAAGAAGCCACAAACAUUCUGACAGCUACAAGAAAAUGUUUUCGACAUAUAGCCCUUGACUAUGUACUUCAGAUUAAUGUUCUUCAAUCAAAAAGGAGAUCUGAAAUCCUAAAAUCAAUGUUAUCCUUUAUGUAUGCCCAUUUGGCGUUCUUUCACCAAGGAUAUGAUUUAUUUAGUGAACUUGGACCCUACAUGAAAGAUCUUGGCGCACAGUUGGAUCGAUUGGUUGUGGAUGCAGCAAAGGAGAAAAGAGAGAUGGAACAAAAACAUUCUACCAUUCAACAAAAGGAUUUCUCCAGUGAUGAUUCUAAGUUAGAGUACAACGUGGAUGCUGCGAACGGCAUUGUAAUGGAAGGAUAUCUGUUCAAGCGAGCCAGCAAUGCCUUCAAAACUUGGAACAGACGCUGGUUUUCAAUACAGAACAAUCAACUGGUUUACCAGAAAAAGUUUAAGGAUAAUCCCACAGUAGUGGUUGAAGAUCUCAGGCUGUGCACUGUGAAACAUUGUGAAGACAUAGAAAGGCGGUUCUGCUUUGAGGUGGUCUCUCCAACAAAAAGUUGUAUGCUCCAGGCAGAUUCCGAAAAGCUGCGGCAGGCAUGGAUUAAGGCUGUUCAGACCAGUAUAGCUACGGCUUAUAGAGAGAAGGGGGACGAAUCAGAGAAGCUGGAUAAGAAAUCAUCUCCAUCCACAGGAAGCCUAGACUCUGGAAGUGAAUCAAAAGAGAAAUUGUUGAAAGGAGAAAGUGCACUGCAGCGGGUCCAGUGUAUCCCUGGCAAUGCCAGCUGCUGUGACUGCGGUCUGGCAGAUCCGCGGUGGGCCAGCAUCAACCUAGGCAUCACCUUGUGUAUUGAGUGCUCUGGGAUUCACAGGAGUCUUGGAGUUCAUUUUUCAAAAGUACGAUCUUUAACCUUAGACACGUGGGAGCCUGAACUUUUAAAGCUUAUGUGUGAGUUGGGAAAUGAUGUUAUAAAUAGAGUUUAUGAAGCUAAUGUGGAAAAAAUGGGAAUAAAGAAACCACAACCAGGACAAAGACAGGAAAAAGAGGCAUAUAUCAGAGCAAAAUAUGUGGAAAGGAAAUUUGUGGAUAAAUAUUCUGUAUCAUCAUCACCUCCUGAGCAGGAAAAAAAGAUUGUUUCCAAAGAUAGUGAAGAAAAGAGACUGAGUGGGCCAGGAGAUCAAGUGAGAACAUCUACCCAAAGUUCAGUCAAAAGUAACGACAGUGGAAUCCAACAGAGCUCUGAUGAUGGAAGAGAGUCUUUACCCUCCACAGUGUCCGCCAAUAGUUUGUACGAAGCUGAAGGAGAAAGGCAAGAUUCUUCUGUGUUUGUCAAUUCUAAACAUCUUAAUCCAGGACUUCAGCUCUAUAGGGCUUCAUAUGAAAAAAACCUUCCAAAAAUGGCCGAGGCUUUGGCUCAUGGUGCGGAUGUGAACUGGGCGAAUUCAGAGGAAAACAAAGCAACGCCGCUUAUCCAGGCUGUAUUAGGGGGCUCUUUGGUGACCUGUGAGUUCCUCCUACAGAAUGGUGCUAAUGUGAACCAAAGAGAUGUCCAAGGGCGGGGACCACUACACCAUGCUACCGUCUUGGGGCAUACAGGGCAGGUAUGUUUAUUUCUGAAACGGGGUGCCAAUCAGCAUGCCACUGAUGAGGAAGGGAAGGACCCUUUGAGCAUAGCUGUAGAAGCAGCCAAUGCUGAUAUAGUAACUUUGUUGCGGUUGGCAAGAAUGAAUGAAGAGAUGCGGGAAUCCGAAGGACUUUAUGGACAGCCAGGUGAUGAAACGUACCAGGAUAUUUUUCGUGAUUUUUCCCAAAUGGCAUCCAAUAAUCCAGAGAAACUAAAUCGUUUCCAGCAGGACUCACAGAAAUUCUGAAUUUCUUUAAGAAGUGGGAUCAUAUGGAAUCUGAUGACUUCCCCACCGGUCCCAAGUGAAAACUCAGAAAUUUUUACCCCGUUAAUUUUACUUAAUUUUGAUAGAGAUUGAGUGGUUUGAAGAAAAGGUUCCCCGUUCACUGAUGUUUUUAUAAGUUGAAGACAUCUAGUACUUGGAAGAGGAACCUAACCUGCUGUAGGAGGGAUCUCUGUCAUUAAAAAUUAAAAGCCUGUUUUAAAGGGUUUAUUUUUAAUAGGUAAAAGUUGAACCUAGAUUUCAUCAACUGUAGGUUACAGAAUGCAGAGAGAUUAGACAGACUCUCUCUUUUUAUUUUUUCCUUUUUUUAAAAAAAAUCAGGGGGUAAUGAUUGUGUUGAUCGCCCCACCCCACCUCCCACCGCAUGGAGCUCAGGACCAUUCAUUCCAGAGAGUCUGCGUCCUGUGGGAGCCAGCUGUUCCACCUGCCUCAAGAAUGGAUCUUGGCUUUGGCUCCUGUGAUGUGUUUUAGGGGUUCUGGUAUAGAUGUGUAUGCUUUCUGUUUUCGGUAGCCUACCUUUUGUACUCAACGUGUAUGACUCAUUGGAGCUAGAGAUCAUGCUGCCCCCAUUUGAUCGUGAAUGCCCUGACACUCCUUAGAGGACAGGUUACUGUCAUCUGAUGCUUUCACAUCCACAGAGUAAGUACAUGGUAGACCAUACUUCAGUCCCUUCGAUCUGUUCCAUCUUUCUGUGAAGCAAAAAACAUAUUAUUUCUUUUUUAACUAUUAAUCUUAGUUCAGAAGUUGUAGCUCUUCCUUGUUGGAUUGAUUUUCUAAAACCCUGAGAAAUUUAUUGUUACCAUAAAACAGUUUCAAAGGUUACUUCAAUGUUGCAAAAUUAUGCUUUCAUCAAAACAUAACUUUUAAAAUAUGGAUUAAAAUUUUUUAAUACAGAGACGUUGACCUGAAUGGAUAUAAAGCAAAACCCAACUUUUAAAACCAUAACUUUCAAAACAAAAAGUAGACUUAUAAUAAUCAAAAUAAUGUAGGGCAUUUUCAUUUUGGGAUUGUUGCUGGUGAAAGACAAAAUGUAUACAAAGCAGAAAAAGCUCCCUCUUUUUAAAAAUUUAUGUAGAAAUAUAUAGCAAUAACUUUAUUUCCAUUCUGUGUAUUAUAAAGAGUGUACAUUCUUUUAAAUUACAGUGUGUGUAUAUCUUUAGUAUUAACUUACAUGAUUUACAAACCCUUGAAUUUCAAAACAUUAUCAGUAUACAUAGUUACUAUUGUAUGUUAAAAAUUAGUCUGAUUCCACCUUUGUUUGACAUGUCAGCAGUAUAGAAUUGUUAGGUAAUUUGCCCUAUGGUACCUACCUGAUGUUGUCAACAAUUAAGUUUGAUUUUAGAAAUUGAUUGUAAGUAAUAUUACUGAUUCCUUGUUUCCGAAUAAGAGGUUUUUUGCAGUUGCAAAAGAGAAACUAGUUAAUUGGAUAAGUAAUAAAUUUUCUAACAUAUUACCCCUGAAAAGUAGAGUUUUAUAAAUUGAUUAAACACUAAAUCAUUAUCUAAGUAGGAAAUAUACUUAGAGGUAUUCACUUCAUAGAAAAGGUUCCAUACCUAGGACAUUUUGGAUAGACGAAUGUUUACUUAGUGAUGGUCAAUAUAUAUUAGAUAAGCAUAAAAAUAUAUCUGUGAAUUAUAUCUGAGGAAAUGCUGAUUUCCAAAACAUUGUAUUUUAACUACAACAACACGAAGAGGCUGAAAUCUUUCUUGUUUCACUUCAAAGGCACAGAUCAUUAGCUUUUAGAUGCUUUAUUUAAAGGCAAAAUUCUGAUUUGGAACAGGAGUGUUUUUAACAAUGUACUUUGAAAUUAACUAUCCAAAAUGCAAGGAAAUGAGAUGUGUUAAACAGAGAAACUAACUGUGAAAAGGAAGCUCCUCUGUAGUGCCUGUUACUGUCUUCAUCACAGGACUUCACUCCUGAAGCUCUUGACUUUGAGAAAGUGUAAGCUGUCUUCCUUUGGGGUCCAGCCACUGAUUCUUCCCAACACCUGUGGGAGAUGCGUGACCAUUGCUUGUGGCACUCAACCCUCCUUGUGGCUUGAGUCCUGAGUUGUUCAUGAGGCAGGAAUUAGCCUCUACUUAAAUCUCAUGUUUAGGAAUAUAUUUUGCCUAAAGAUGAUCAAAGUCUAACAUAUCUUCAGAGAAAUCUAAAUCUUUCAUAUGUCAGGGAAGCUGGCAAGGCAAUACAGAAAUUUAUUUCUGUGGCUUGAUUUCUUGAAUGUGGUGAUACCCAGUUGGGAUAACAUUUGCCAGAAAUGAUGGAAUAAACAGCAAGGCUCUAAGUUAAUGGUUACAGAGUAGGUUGGCUCCUGGAUGAACUGAACUCUGUCCUCUAGCGGCUUCUGUAUUGUGUGUAACAGACGUGAGUUCCGUUCUGCUGAGAGUUGUGAGGAAUUGGAGUGUCAGCAGUGCUCAAUGUGCUCUUGGACUUGAUUAGUCUCUGGGACCACUCUUUGUUGUCUUUCCAUAAUUGACCUGCUGACAUUAAUUUCUGAUUCCUUAUUCUUAUUCUAUUAGCUUGUUGUCAGUAGCUCAUAAACUUAAAUAUCGGAUUAAUGCCAACAUCAGAGUAGUAAUAUUACUUAUGAAGAGCUCAUAAAAUGCAGUUUCUUGUUAGAACUAGGCUACAGGUAAUUGAGCAGUUAAUUGCAAUGCUUCAUUAAAACAUUUACAUGUUUAAGAUAUAUAAGGUUAGAAGUCAUCUUAUGUAAUAUCUUUAGAAGAACUUUCCAAGGAUUUACUACACUAGAGUAUUUGUCUAAUUUUUGUUAGUCUUCACUGUCAGUCUUAAUGAAUUGUGGUAUUUACUUUCCCAAACACAUAGAAUUAACUUGGAAUAUGUAUUUUGAUUCUUUAUGAGGAUGUUUUGGAAAAAAGAAAUGUAUACCUUCAUUGUUGUAUGAUUUAAGUUUGUAAUAUGUUAGCAGUAUUUUAAGACACAAUUUUACCCCAUGUUCAGUAUGGUCACAAGAAACCAAAGUGUUGUAAGGUUAUCCCGUGUAGAAUAGUCACACAUUCCCAGAUCACUCUUCUGUUGUCAACCUUAUAUUAUAGCACCAUGCCCACGAGCUGGAGGAAUGAUGCCUGCUAUAGCAUUGAAGAACUUGGGAACUGCAUGAUACAGUGGAAAGAGCACUGACCCAGCAGUCACUGCAGUUUUUUGAUUCAGGGCUCCUCACAGACAAGAUGGAUGGGGUGAAGCUAAAUGUAACAUACAUAUGUAUUUAAAUAUAACACCCCUUUGCAUACUGCUUGCUACUUACAGUGUAAUUUGAUAUUACUUUAUUUCACUUGAUCCUCACAAUAACUUCAGAGAUUAUCUAUGUAAGAUGGUCAAUAUUGUCUGCUUUUUUGAUCCUCUGUGCUCCUUUUGUUUUACAGGGUUUGGGCGGGGAUAGUCACUUGGUGUGCUAGUUAGUGGCAGAGUUGACUCCAUAACCCAGGUCUGACUGACUGUUAGAAGCACUUUACUUAUAUCGUGAACUGAUUUGAUGUUAUUGUUCAGGAACACAAUCUGAUAAUGACUGCCAGCUUUCCUUGUAUUUUGGUGAUAAGAUCCAAAUGUUCUAGAAAACCUGGAUAUAGGUUUGAAUGAAUAGAUUAUUUGAAGGUGUAAGUUUGUAGAAAUUUUUAUAGUUUUGCAGUACACAUUAGAGAAAGUAAAAAAAAUUUAAAAUACAAUUUUAAUGCACCAUGUUCUUCUCAAUUACUUGAUCCAUCCAAAUGAAAGAAAGCUAAACGGAUCAGAGAUUGAGUGUAGCUGGAUUCUCUAAAUAUGGCAUUCCAGAUCCUUCUUCCAUGUAUUUACUCAUGAAAGUGGGAUCAUGGGAGGGUACAAAGCAGAAUUUGAUAAAAUGAUCUUUUGUCUGCAUUGGUCUUUUCACUAUUUACUGUCUAGAUUUUCUUCAAACUCCAUAUCACUCUUUUGGGUGUUAAUUUUAAGUGAGGAAAGCUUGUCACAUUAUAAAGAUUGUUUGGCACCAUUUUACACAAAGGUGAAAGAAUAACUUUUGGAAAUGAUGAACUAUUUUCCCAUAUGUGUUUACUUAUGCUUUGUGAUAUUUCUGGGUCAUUCCAGUCAUAAAGACUUAUUACAUGUAAUAUUUCUUGCUAUCCAUGAAAAGGUAUUUUUAAAGAAUGUAUAACCAACACACCAUUUACUUUUUAUUAGUAUGUAGAGAAUUUGUAUCUAAUUAAUGAAUGUAGUUUUACUGUAGUUUGUCAUUGUAAAUGAAGCAAAGUACAUUAUCUUUAUAGUUAUUUCUAAAAUGUACAUUAUGUAAGAAUUGUAAAUAUAGUUGAUUAAGUACUUUGUAUGCUGAAAAAUUGCAAUAAUAAGUCAAUAAAAAAUCUCACCUCUU